Messenger RNA from Phalaenopsis equestris, 900 nucleotides. RefSeq names its product WD repeat-containing protein RUP2-like. Lineage: Eukaryota; Viridiplantae; Streptophyta; Magnoliopsida; Asparagales; Orchidaceae. Gene Ontology annotation, molecular function: protein binding. The record is from RefSeq and is a predicted model, not a curated record. Gene Ontology annotation, biological process: response to UV-B.
CCGCCUCCGAUAUCAUCGGGGCCAUCGAACUCGACCCCUCCGACCGUCUCCUCGCCACCGCAGGAAUCGCCCGAAAGAUACGUAUUUACACUCUUGCCACUCUCCUCCCUCCCAACCCCCCUACCUCCGCAUGCGACUUCUAUCUCUGCACUCCCGCGAAGCUCAGCAGCCUCCGUUUCCGUCCCGCCGCCGCCUCCCUCCUCCUCGCCGCCGCCGACUACGACGGAGUCGUGACCGAAUACGAUCUCGAGACCCGCGCUUCGGUUUCGGAGCGCGACGAGCACAGCGGCCGGCGAAUAUGGAGCGUUGAUUUCUCCUCCGGCGGGGAUCUCGGCGCUUCCGGCUCGGACGAUGGGGUGGCGCGGGUGUGGGACCCGCGGUGUCACGAUAGGGGAACGGCGGUUCACGCGGGAACUUUGUGGGGAUGGAGGUAUGGGGGGAGGGGGGGCUUAUAGCCUCUGGUUCCGAGACGAAUGAGGUGUUUGUUUAUGAUUUCAGGUGGGGGGAGCCGAUAUGGGUUCGACGUUUCGGGAGGGUUGAAUCCGGGUUUGUGAGCGCUGUGUAUUGGCGUCGUGGUGGGGGCGGCGGCGGCGGCGGCGGCGGCGGUGGUGGUGAGUUUACGUUGAUUAUAAGGGGGUCCGAUGGGGUUCUAAAGUUUUUUUCUUGCCGGCGGAGUUAGCUGCCAGUUUGAUAAUUCUGUGGAAGUUUAGCUGCUUUUCCACCUAUAACUAUAUAUAUAUAUAUAUAUAAUGCGAACGUCUAGCCGUAGAGAAAUGUGUACUUUGAGCUUUAGGAGAAAAAUUAAACAAAGUUAUUGAAAUUGAUUUGCCAUUGUUGUUUCGACUCGAGUGAUUUUGCGAGUCAUUCUGAGAUUCUUAAUUUAAGAUGUAUAUGCAUGGG